Molecule: messenger RNA, 834 nt
Organism: Kalmanozyma brasiliensis GHG001
Lineage: Eukaryota; Fungi; Basidiomycota; Ustilaginomycetes; Ustilaginales
Exons: 2
Coding region: 1-834 (277 amino acids)
Source: RefSeq, a predicted model, not a curated record
AUGGCUAGGGACCAUCCGCAACAGAAGGGCAGCAGCUCUGCGCGCAAGCGCCCGUCCACAGGCACCCCGGUGCAGAAGGGGCUGGUCGACGAGAUCAACCGCAUCUACGGAACGCUGGUGUCAGCUGCGAGAAGCCAUGAGGUGCUCCAGGUCAGGGGCAACAACCGUCCUGACAGCCCGGUGGCCAGAGUUCCCAGGGAUACGGUCCGAAACUGGAAGCUCUUCCUGCUCCAGGGCAUCAUGCGCUACAUGCAGGAUCAGGAGCGCGACAUCAACACCAUCGAGGCAUGCUACAAGCGGGUCGUCAGAGCAUCGCCCGAUGGAAAAGAGGGGAUCUACUACCAGAUCUCCGACCACGUCGCAUACCUCAUUCACAGGUAUGAUCUCCCAAAGUCGACAAAGGUGUCAGGUGCCUAUGGCGAGGCCGAGGUCUCCCUGAUCCUCAACGACAUCUUCAAGCGUCUUCUGGGUGGUUGUCGCAGCGAUGGCAUGCUGCAAAUCAUGGCACUUGUCCAGACCUGCUUCAUGACAGGCUUGAGGGCCGGGUCUCUCCUUGCAGCCGACAAAAAGGACGAGAGCAAGCGUGGCAUGCGCCACGAGGAUGUCAGCUUCACGUCCGCAGCCCCGGGCGGCUGGACUCUCCAGCUCCUCAUCAGGCACAUCAAGAACUACAACAAUGCCGCAAGACACCAUGCAGGUCAAGGUCCGGAUGCGAGCCCUCGAGAACCCAACCAACAUCCUUCUCGAACCUACAGUGGUCUAUCUGCUUCUCCUGAUGAAGCGAGGAGCCUUGCAUACCGAUGGUCCCAACGGACCAAAGAUCUCGUGUCUUGA